Messenger RNA from Rhopilema esculentum, 4072 nucleotides. Its product is annotated as kinesin-like protein KIF28. Gene Ontology annotation, biological process: microtubule-based movement. Gene Ontology annotation, molecular function: microtubule binding; ATP binding; microtubule motor activity. NCBI's taxonomy places the organism in Eukaryota, Metazoa, Cnidaria, Scyphozoa, Rhizostomeae, Rhizostomatidae. The record is from RefSeq and is a predicted model, not a curated record.
AGAGGAGGACAUCUUGAAGUUCUCGCUGGGCUUUAAAUUACUGUUUCUAAUUCGCUGGUUUAUGAUUGAAAGCUAAGAAGAUUAGGACUUCUCUCCAGACUUUUAAUCUUGAUUGAUUUUUAGCGGCAAAAGACAAAUACUUUAACUUUAAAACUGGACGACCUGCCAGACAAUCAAAUUGUCUAACUUCGUUCGCGCAAGAGACUUCCAAGAAUUGGGUAACAUUUAUUUGUUUACAAGUGGACGAGUUGUUAAAGCAAGCAGAUAGAUUCAAGUAUGUCAGAAGAAAGUGUGAAAGUAGCAGUAAGGGUUCGCCCUUUUAAUAAGAGAGAGCGAGGCAGGAAUGCAAAACUGAUCAUUGACAUGAAAGGAGCAACAACUACAAUCUUUGAUCCACAAAAUCCAGACGACUUAAAAGAAUUCACAUUUGACUAUAGCUAUUGGUCUCAUGAUGGAUCAAAGGAGCUUGAAAAUGGGUAUUUUGGUCCAGAUGGACCAAACUCUAAAUAUAUUGGACAGAAAGAGCUCUUCAGUGAUGUUGGAGCUGGUGUUCUUGAUAAUGCCUGGUCAGGAUAUAAUACAUCCUUGUUUGCCUAUGGUCAAACUGGCUCUGGAAAAUCAUGGUCUGUUGUUGGAUAUGGAGCAAAUAAAGGCAUUGUCCCUAUGUUUUGUGAAGAAAUUUUUAAUGGAAUACAAAAGAAGAGAGAUGAAGGAAGCAAUGCAGAAUUUGAGGUUCUGUUCAGUAUGCUAGAGAUUUACAAUGAGAAAGUACGAGACUUGCUGAAUCCAUCUACUGGUAAAGGAGGUCUGAAAGUACGAAAUCACCCUAAGAAGGGGUUUUAUGCUGAGGGUCUCAGUGUUCAACCAGUAAAGAAUUAUCAAGACAUAGAAAUGAGGAUGGAAGAAGGAACAAAGAACAGAACAGUUGCCUCUACCAACAUGAAUGCAACCAGCAGUCGUGCCCACACAAUAGUGGGAAUAACAUUUACUCAGAAAUCAAAGAAUGAAGCAGGACAGGAGACAGCUAAAAAGUCAGUUGUCAAUCUUGUAGAUCUGGCUGGAAGUGAACGAGCAGAAUCCACUGGAGCCACUGGGGAUAGACUCAAGGAAGGAGCAGCAAUUAACCAAUCACUUUCGUCAUUGGGAAACUGCAUUGCUGCUCUUGCAGAUCGAGCCGGUGGAAAAAACGUCAGAGUUCCAUACAGAAAUUCGGUCCUCACGAUGUUGCUAAAGAAUGCUCUUGGGGGCAACAGCAAGACGAUCAUGAUUGCUGCAUUGAGUCCUGCAGAUAUAAACUACGAGGAGACACUUUCAACAUUGAGAUAUGCUGAUCGAGCCAAACAGAUAAAGACAAAAGCAACUGUUAAUGAAGAUCCAACAGAAAAAUUGAUUCGAAAUCUUAAAGAAGAAAACGAGAAGUUGAAAGAACUGCUUGAAAAGGCCAGCGCAGGAGAAAAGAUUGGGAGAAUUGAUGAGAAAGAUGAUGAUGAUGAUGAUGAUGAUGAUGAAGGAUUAUCUGAAGAAGAGGUUAAAAAGAGGGUCGAGGAAGAAUUGCAAGCCAGAAUGGCAGAAAAUGCUAAAUCCAUGGACGAGAUGGAACAGCAAUGGGCUGACAGACUUGCUGCAGCUGAAGCAAAGAAUAAGGAAAGAGAUGAAGCUGAAAAGAAGAAAGGGGAAGAAAAAAUGUCAACACCACAUAUUUACAACCUGAAUCCAGAUCCGAUGCUAUCUGGGAUGAUUGUUCAUUUGCUUAAAGAAGGUGAUAACAAGAUUGGGAAAGCAAAGCAAGAAAAUCCUCCAGAUAUUCCUCUAGUUGGACUCAACAUAAGAGAAGAGCACGCGUCACUGCAGAUAAAAGAUGGUAGCUGCACUGUUUCAGUUUGUGCCAACUCCAGGGUCUUAGUCAAUGGAGAGCCAGUUCUCGGACAAAAUGUCCUACAUCAUCAAGACAGGAUAAUGAUUGGAUCCAGCCAUUUGUAUGUUUUCUAUCACCCUGCUGAAGCAAAAACCCUGAAAGAGCAAGGAAAGCUGAUUGAAAUUUCCUACGAAAUGGCCCAAGAGGAAAUCGCAAAGAACGCUGGAUUUAAUAUGAAAAAGAAGGAACAAUCCAACGAGGAUCUGCUCGUUCAAGAGGACUUGGCAGAUCUACUUCCGCAUGUGGAGCAAGCGAAUGAUAUUAGCCAAGAGCUCGAUAAGAAGGUAGAAUUUGAACUGGUAAUUCUUUCGGCCCAAGCAAGAGGCAAGCAUUCAGGAAAUAAAGAGGUUUUUGUAAAGGUGAAGCAACUUGACAGUGGCUAUGAAUGGUUUUGGACGAGACAGAAAUUCAUCAAUCGAAAAUACGUCAUGCAAGAAAUGUAUGAAGAUUUCGAAGGUGGUGAAUCAUGGGAUGUGCCUGCGGAGAGAGACCCCUUUGUUGAAUCACCAGAAACAGAGUGUUUGAUUGGCACUGCCGAGGUUUACUUGAAAUGCGUGGCCUACAUGAUUGAACUGGAAGAGCAACUGAAUGUUGUGGAUUAUCAAGGAGCUGAAGCCGGCCAUCUGAACGUCUCUGUUAUUCCAGUUGACAAAGAUGGAGGCCCAGUACCCGAGGACGCUUGCUACGUUGAAACGCCAGAUCAAUUGGAGGGAAAGAGAAUCGACUUCAAGAUUGAUAUUGAAAGUGCUGUUGGGUUACCCAAAAGAUUCAAUGAGGUUUAUUGCAAGUAUGACGUGUUUACAUACGAGAAUGUGAAGAGCGAGGCCUUUUCUGGGAGUCGAAACCCGGAAUUCAAAUUCUCAAAACAGAUAACAAUUGAUAAAUGCUCCAAAAAGGUGCUUGAUUUUCUUGCCGAGAAACCUGUCAUUGUACAAAUUUGGGGCAAGCAAAAAUCUGAAUGCAAAAAACCCGUUAACAAGGCCGCGAAAGAAGGACAAACGACUAAAGAGAUCAUGGCUGCAAGGAUUCUAAAGAAAGGCUUUUUGGCACAAACACAGUCAACGAAGCCUGUGCAUGGCCCUGACUCAGCAAAGCGAGUCGCUGAAAAUAUGCUGAUGAAAAGACAACUCGAAAAGCUUCAGUCCAGGCUGAAUCAAAUCAAGGAGCUUUGUGACAAAGCAGAAAAGGAUGGUGGAACUACAGUUUCGAUCGCUGAUGUUCGUCGGAUAUUAGGAAUAAACACUAACAAUGCACAACAACCAACUCAACCUGCUGCAGAAAAGCCCCCAAACAAUAACAUUACGGAAAAGCCGUCAGGUGCAACUGAAGCUGGCCCUCCCCAAAAGUCUGUUGCUUUCGUCACGCCAGUUGUCAAGGAAGAACCAAAGAGGCGAGACUCGAACUCGAGCAGUUCAAGCUCUGAUGGUUCCUCGAGCGAAGAUGAGGAGAAUAAGAAAGGAAAACAAGCUGAGGACAAGGACAAGAAAUCAAAGCCAAGGAAUCGAAGUUCAAUGUGUAGUUUAUUAUAGACAAGAAGGAUUUUUGCCAGUAUAUUUAGCUUCUGAUGCAAUACUGUCAAUCAAUUACACUGACAUUUCUCAUCCACACUACCUGUAUAGAUUAAAUGCGGAGGCAAAACUCCCACAAGGUAUCCAUUUGCAAUUGCACCUUCCUGCAAAAGGGUACCAUUUGCGCAAGUCGCUCCAGAGACACAUAACUAUUCUCAAGUACUUUCCCCCUUUUUUGUGGCCUUCACCUUUGCGCAUUUUUUGCUGAUUGGCAUACAUAAAUGAAACAAAUGAAGUCUCUUCAUAUUUUCUUACUUACUCAAAUGUUAGAUUAGAAAUCAUCGUCUUCCAUAGAUCUCCCAAGUUCGCCGUAUUUUAGGAGCAAUGAAUGUUCCAUAAAUCUAGUUCAUUUCAAAAAACGAGCUAACAUUCGUUUUCAUUUAUACAGUAUUUCAUUCAUCAGCUCUUAUCUUUCUGAAUGGGAAAUCUCGGUUCCACAACGUUUAUCAAUUUUUUCAAUUUAUUGCACUUUUAAUCUUGUAAAUUGUUAAAAUUAUUGGGAUUAUUGGUUUGAUUAUUAGUUCGUGACAUGUUGAUUAAUUAAUUGACGAAUAUAAUAUUUUUGCAAUAAAAAUAACCCAUAAUAAAA